Erythranthe guttata (spotted monkey flower) is the source of this 1014-nucleotide messenger RNA. NCBI's taxonomy places the organism in Eukaryota, Viridiplantae, Streptophyta, Magnoliopsida, Lamiales, Phrymaceae. The record is from RefSeq and is a predicted model, not a curated record.
AUGUCGAAUUCGACUCUGGAGAAACUAGUCGAUGUUCAUAUAUCAAGCUGUAAGAACUUUUUGCAUCUUCCACAGCUGGGAGAGUUACCACAUCUUAAAUACUUGUGGGUAAUAGCUGUGGAGGAGGUGGAGUACAUUAUGGAGGAUCCAUUAAUAAGCGAGCUACGCAUUGAAGAUUGCUCUUCGUUAAAAGUAGUGUCGUCAUCUCUCAAAAACCUGAAGAAAUUGAAAUGCACUAGCUCAAAUCUGGCUUUAUUGUCGAACCUGGAAAAUCUUACCAAGCUCGACGUGUACUUUGAGAGUACUAGUGUCGAGACGAAAUGCGCUGUUACAACCGAGACACUGCGAAGCCUGACCAAUCUCAAGAUACUGAAUAUUUGCAAUGCGGACGAGCUCUCUCUGCCAGAACAAGGGCUAAGAGCACUGAAAUCUCUUGCAAAUUUGUAUAUAGUUAAUUGCAAUUCACUGCCUCGAGUUUGGUUCGUUCAUUUCACUGCUCUGGAGAAACUCGGAAUAUAUGGAUGCCCGGAAGUUGUAGAGCUGCCACAGGAGAUUAAAAACCUGAAUAACAGCCUUAAAACUGUCAUCUUAAGCGAUCUUCCGAAUAUGUUUGGUUUUGAUUUUUGGCAGGAAAAGGCAAUACAAGAGCAAAACUGCAUGCUGACAAAGCAGAUCAAAGAUAAGGAGCAGGAAGUGACGGCACAGCCACCGCCGCCACAGUGGCCGGAUCACCAUAACCGCGGCGGCCCUAGUGCACCACCAGUAAUGCCGCCUCCGUUUCAAUUCUUGAUGACACCUCAGUUUCCUUGCUUAAACAUCGGGGGUGAUGAGUAUGAAGGAGAAGCAAUGGAGGGUAGAAGGAAUGAUCAGCUUGAUCUCACCCUUGAUUCUUUCUAUUCAUGCAAUCUUGGAUGCUUUGCUACUUCUUAAUUAACAUUAAAUUGUGGUUUAAUUAAUCCCUAAAACUGUUUAAUUAGGAGCUAUAUAUAUAUAUAUAUAUAUUUAUGUAUGUCU